Penicillium malachiteum is the source of this 2733-nucleotide messenger RNA. RefSeq names its product chitin synthase class III (gene chsG). Gene Ontology annotation, molecular function: chitin synthase activity. Gene Ontology annotation, cellular component: cell septum; cell periphery. The record is from RefSeq and is a predicted model, not a curated record. The transcript has 5 exons. Lineage: Eukaryota; Fungi; Ascomycota; Eurotiomycetes; Eurotiales; Aspergillaceae. The coding region runs from base 1 to 2733 and encodes 910 amino acids.
AUGGCCUAUCAAGGGUCGGGUGCGCAUGAGCACUCGGGCUACGAAGAGGGUACUCGUCUUCAGGAUGUGCCUGCUGCAGAGUACCAGGAGCGCGAGGAUGAAGAUGCAUCAAGAGGUCUACUUUCUCAUCAACAAGGUCCUUUUUCGACACCCUUUGAUGAUCCCCAUUCACGCGGUCACUCGCCCAUUCGCCCCACAUCGGGCUACAGCUUGACGGAAACUUAUGCUUCAGAUGCCGCUCCAGCUUAUCAUGAUCCCUACACUGUGGGUGCUCAAGAGAACGCCGCGGCCACUUUCGGUGUCCCCAGUCGUGUUGCCUCACCAUACGCCCGCAGUGAAACCUCAUCUACUGAGGCCUGGCGCCAGCGACAAGCACCCGGUGGUGGAAAUGGUGGAGGGAACCUACGCCGUUAUGCCACUCGUAAGGUGAAGCUGGUUCAGGGUUCAGUCCUGAGUGUCGAUUACCCAGUUCCCAGUGCUAUCCAAAAUGCGAUUCAAGCCAAGUAUCGCAACGAUCUUGAGGGAGGCAGCGAGGAGUUUACACAUAUGCGAUACACUGCUGCGACUUGCGAUCCAAAUGAAUUUACUCUGCACAACGGUUACAAUCUGCGUCCCGCCAUGUACAAUCGUCAUACCGAACUCCUCAUUGCAAUCACCUACUACAAUGAGGACAAGACGCUGACCGCUCGUACCUUGCACGGUGUGAUGCAGAAUAUUCGUGAUAUUGUCAACCUCAAGAAGUCCGAGUUCUGGAACAAAGGUGGACCUGCCUGGCAGAAGAUCGUGGUUUGCCUCGUCUUCGACGGUAUCGACCCCUGCGAUAAGGAUGUUUUGGAUGUUCUGGCAACCGUUGGUAUCUACCAGGAUGGUAUCAUGAAACGUGAUGUUGACGGAAAGGAGACUGUGGCGCACGUUUUCGAAUACACAACCCAGCUAUCAGUUACGCCCAGUCAGCAGCUUAUUCGACCUACUGAUGAUACUCCUAGCACCCUGCCUCCCGUUCAGAUGAUGUUCUGUCUUAAGCAGAAGAACAGCAAGAAGAUCAAUUCGCACCGUUGGCUAUUCAACGCCUUUGGCCGUAUUCUCAACCCAGAGAUCUGUAUCCUCCUAGACGCUGGAACCAAACCCGGCCCAAAAUCAUUGCUCGCUCUUUGGGAAGCCUUUUACAACGAUAAGGAUCUUGGCGGUGCCUGCGGUGAGAUCCAUGCUAUGUUGGGUAAGGGCUGGCGCAACUUGGUCAACCCUCUUGUGGCUGCUCAGAACUUCGAAUACAAGAUCAGUAACAUUCUAGACAAGCCUCUAGAGAGUUCUUUUGGUUAUGUCAGUGUGUUGCCUGGUGCUUUCUCGGCCUAUCGAUUCCGUGCCAUUAUGGGCCGUCCACUCGAACAAUAUUUCCACGGUGACCACACCUUGUCUAAGCAGCUUGGUAAGAAAGGUAUUGAGGGUAUGAAUAUCUUCAAGAAGAACAUGUUCUUGGCCGAGGAUCGUAUUCUCUGCUUCGAGUUGGUGGCGAAAGCUGGAUCAAAAUGGCAUCUUUCAUACGUGAAAGCUUCCAAGGGUGAGACCGAUGUGCCCGAGGGAGCCGCUGAGUUCAUCUCACAACGUCGUCGUUGGCUUAACGGAUCAUUCGCCGCCGGUAUCUAUUCUCUGAUGCAUUUUGGCCGUAUGUACAAGAGUGGCCACAAUUUGAUCCGCAUGUUCUUCCUUCACAUCCAGAUGUUGUACAACAUCUUCAACACCAUCCUCACCUGGUUUUCGCUGGCAUCAUACUGGUUGACCACCACUGUCAUUAUCGACCUGGUUGGUACUCCUAGUCCCAGCAACGGCAACACUGCUUUCCCCUUUGGUCAUACUGCGACACCCAUCAUCAACACAGUUCUCAAGUAUGUCUACCUGGGAUUCCUGUUGUUGCAAUUCAUUCUUGCGCUUGGUAAUCGACCCAAGGGAUCCAAGUUCUCAUACUUGGCCUCCUUCGUCGUCUUCGGUAUCAUCCAGCUCUACAUUGUUGUCGACUCCCUGUACCUGGUCGUCCGGGCGUUCAGUGGAGGUGCUCCCAUGGAUUUCGUAACCAACCAAGGCGUGGGUGCUUUCCUCAAGUCCUUCUUUGGCUCCUCGGGUGCUGGUAUUAUUAUCAUUGCACUGGCUGCCACUUUUGGCCUGUACUUCGUUGCUUCCUUCAUGUAUGCCGAUCCUUGGCAUAUGUUUACCUCCUUCCCACAAUAUCUGGUGCUGCAGUCUUCUUACAUCAACAUCCUCAACGUCUAUGCCUUCAGCAAUUGGCACGACGUCUCCUGGGGUACCAAGGGAUCAGACAAGGCUGAUGCACUUCCCUCUGCUAAGACGACCAAAGAUGAAAGCAGUAAAGACGCAGUCAUCGAAGAAAUUGACAAGCCUCAAGCAGAUAUCGACAGUCAGUUCGAGGCCACUGUCAAACGCGCUCUCACUCCAUUCAUCCCCCCUGUUGAGAAUGAGGAGAAAUCUCUUGAGGAUUCCUACAAGAGUUUCCGAACUCGCCUUGUGACCUUCUGGAUUUUCAGCAAUGCCUUCCUCGCAGUUUGCAUUACCAGCGAGGCAGUGGACAAGUUCGGAUUUACAAACACCGCUACCACGCGUACUGCACGUUUCUUCCAAGCUCUUCUGUGGUCCAAUGCCGCGGUGGCUUUCUUCCGUUUCAUUGGCUGCUGUUGGUUCUUGGGCCGUACCGGCAUCAAGUGCUGCUUUGCCCGCCGUUAG